Lingula anatina is the source of this 1849-nucleotide messenger RNA. RefSeq lists its product as uncharacterized. The record is from RefSeq and is a predicted model, not a curated record. Gene Ontology annotation, molecular function: calcium ion binding. Lineage: Eukaryota; Metazoa; Brachiopoda; Lingulata; Lingulida; Lingulidae.
UCAUUUCUACUGCCAUUGUUUACAAUUUCUAUAAUUACUGCCACAGAUUAAAUUAUAUACUUUUGCUAAAGCAGUGGCGAUGUUAGAAGCAUUGAGAGUUUUGCAGAUCUGAAAAAAUCUUUCUAAUGGAUUCACUACGCUUGGCCGUUAUUGCCGUUUGUUUGGCAGGUGUCGUAGUGGAUGGUGCCGGGUACUCCCAGUAUGCUAACCUCUCCGCAGUGUUUCACGAGGCCCCCAUGAGCAUCGGAGAAUGUUUUGCAGAGUGUAACAAAUUUACUCCUAAGGGAAACGAAGGAUUUACUUGCACUUCUGCAAAGUAUAUCCCCAACGGCGGAUUGUGUCGGUUAUUACUGGACAAGGAUGAGUGUACGAGCGGUUCUCAUGACUGUGAAGAGACGUGCAUCAACACGUGGGGCGGUUACAAGUGUGAGUGUACUGGGGAUAAGCUGCUCAGCUCGGAUGGUAGAACGUGCCAGAUACCUUUCAACACGGCGACAUUUACCAAUCUUGGCGCCACAGGGAGAACUGGGCCCACUUCCAUAGGUUCUCACUAUGAUGGCCAGGACCACGAGGGAAUGGUGACCUUAAUCAAUGGUAUCCAGUUUUUCACUGUACCCAUGACAGGCAACUACAGGAUCGAAGUGAAAGGUGCCGCAGGAGGCUGUGACCAGAAUCAAAAUAACUGCCAACAUCGCGCCCUAGGGGCCGUGGUCGCAGGGACAUUCAGUUUAAAUGCAGGUGACGAGUUGAAGAUUUUAGUCGGACAGAUGGGUCCUGUAAAUACUUAUUCUUCAACUGGUGGAGGCGGCGGUACAUUUGUAACGCGGGCUGAUGACACUCCUUUAAUUAUUGCUGGCGGUGGAGGAGGUGUGGAAACCCCCAGUGCGGCAUACGACACGUGCGGCGGGACCACGAGCACCACCGGCAACAACGGCUACGGCGGCUCGGCUUGGCCAGGCGGCUCCAAUGGACAAGGAGCGUCCACAGCAGACAGCAGUAACUCUGGGGGCGGCGGAGGUGGCCUGUUAACCGACGGACGCAGCAGUUCCCAGUAUGGAGGUAGCGGUACAGGGGGCGAGGGCGGGAAAGCUUUUGUUAAUGGAGGAGUGGGAGGAAGAUCUAAAUAUUACGGCUCAGCAAACUACAAUGCAGAUGGCGGGUUUGGUGGUGGCGGAGGGGCUUACGGCAAUGGCGGAGGAGCAGGAGGAGGGGGAGGGUACUCUGGGGGAGCGAGUGGGGAUAACAACAGCAAUUCCUGCGGGGGCGGAGGGGGCUCCUAUAAUUCGGGCUCGAACACCACUGGAACUAGCAAGGCUCAUAACGGGCAUGGAUCUGUCACCAUUACAAGGCAAUAAACAGACAGUGUAAGGUUCCAUUACAUGUACUAUAUCAAAAUGAGUCCUAAAGGCAAACUAAGGAUUACACUUACGAACGUGCGUAUAUUAUUUGCAUAAAGCAUUGAUGCACAUGUUUGUCCAAUGUUAAAACAAGCUGAAGAUUUGAAUUACUAAAGAUUUUAGUUCGUAAAUUAUUCAAAGCAUACAUAAGCCAUCUGCGCUUGUUUGCUCCUUUUGUUGUAGAACUAUGGUGUUAUUCUCCCUACUGUAGGCUCGCAAUAUCGUUUUCAAAGAAAAGGACAUCGAUUUACAUUUGUACCUUUGCAAACAAUUUUAGUCCAUUAUGUUGUUAUUAAAUCGGUUGAUCUGACUAAACACAAGUAACAAAAAUGUGUGUGUCCAUACAUCUAUCCAUGUUUAAUCUGAUCGAUAUUGAGUCCAUUGUCACGUUUAUGGAUAUAAUCAAUUUUAUUAAUUAGAUCAGUGGCAUACAGAUAUCACUAGAUGAAAUA